AAAGUUGUAGCAACUACUAGAUUGGUGCGUUGGGAAUAUUCUGGACCCGAUGUCAAGGCAAAACACUUAGCCAAUAUUAGUUUGUCAAUGUCAAGGUCUUUUGUGUAGAAAAUAUACAAGAGCAAACUUUCGUGAGGCUAAAUAACAGUUUAUACACUGGUGUGCUAGCUGUCUAACGAAAACUCGUGAUGGCUUGCAGUUGCACAUUAGCAUUUGUCAGGCGCAACUUUGCUGGACUAGUUAGCCCCUGAGUUAACAGGCUGCACCACUAAAGUACAUCGUUGAUGGUGCCGCUUGCUUGGGACUCGUUCUCCAUCAAUGUUGGAUUUGCAACGUUUUCAGUUGGAAAUAAGGUUGGCAAUAUCAUUAAGGUUUGGUGAAGAGGAACUCGUGGAUGUUAUGGAAAUUUGUUAAGUACAUGUAAACGAUAAAAAAUGGCUGACACUUCGUUCUAGAUUUGAGGGCGCGCAACCUAAGCUGUUCCAUCGACAACACUUCUCUUCACUGCGAUUGGUCAAAGUCUAACCCCAUGCAUGUGUGCAGAGCUUUGAUUGGUUGUCGACAGUGUUAGGCGAGCAAAGUUCUGAAGAAAUUUAGAUACCCAGUUCGAGAGAGAAAUGCGAACAGUUAUCUAGUUGGGCAUGCAUUCAUGGCCUCUGUUCAAUAGUUUGUGGGGUGAUCUCAUGCGUUGAGGUCGUAUUCGUGAAGAAAUAAUGUCGAAUUCUAGAUUGCUUCAGGUCUAACAUUCCUACUGAUCUUGCUAGCAGGCUAACGUUAGUCCCGCCUCCAAGAAUAGCAAAAAUAAAAACACAUUUUGAGUUUGGCCUAGAUCCGAGAAGUGAACUUCAGAUCGUGAAGCCAUCAAAGUGGCAACACUGUGGAUUUAAUAUUAGACCGCAUGUGACAGUGCCAGUUGUGUUGCUUCUUGCUUUAAAGUUUUGCUGUGCAGAAAAAUAGGCGCUCAAAGGCUGGUUUCAUGCAGAUGCGUUGCCAUUAGCUAAACGUCAAAGCUAACCAUCGAUGGGAGUAUAACUAGAUCAAAACCAAAGUUCCCUUGCUACGAUUGGGAAUGACUUGUCUGUAGGUCCAGGCACAGACGGGUGUGUGGUCAGGGGCCCAUGAGAAAGCCACGCAGGAGGGGAAACCCAGCCGGGGGAUUUGGGGGCAGGCAGGGCAGGGGAGAUGGCACAAGAGCAGCAGCAGCAGCAACAACAGCAGGCCGGGGCAGAGGAGGAGGUGGCGGACGGGGCAGGGGUCGGAGCGGCCACCACACCCGGCGGCCUGCAUCCCCACCACCUCCCCCCUCAGCGCCAGCCGCGCACAGCAGCGCCAGCGGCCUCAAGGUGUCCCCGGCGCGGGACACGCUGAGCUACGCCCAGGCCCAGAAGAUUGUGGAGGUGGACCUGGACGGCCGGCUACACCGCAUCAGCAUCUUCGACCCGCUGCCCGUCAUCACCGAGGACGAGAUGACGGCGCAGGACAUUGCAGAGUGCAACAGCAACAAGGAGAACAGCGAGCAGCAGUCGACGGCGGCGCCCACGCUCCCCGUCGUCGCCAGCCCCGGGCGCAAGUCCACGGGGAACCGAGGCCGGCGGAAAGGCGACGGCAACAAGCGCUCGCUAUCGGCCGCGUUCUCGAAAAACAGCGGCUCGCACGCGCAGUCGCACGCGGCGCAGAGCCACCACGGACCUCCGAGCGGGCAGCUCCCAGAGCCCACCUUCCGUCUCCUGGAGGGCUUCUCCCCUCGCGAGACCUCCCCUCUCCCCAACGCCUACGUGCGCUACAUCGAGCGCUCGGCCGAGGAGCUGGAGGCGGAGUCGGAGUACGACAUGGACGAGGAGGACCUGGCCUGGCUGGAGAUGGUGAACACGCGGCGCCAAUCGGACGGCCAGGGCACCGUGUGUCCAGACACCUUCGAGCUGCUGAUGGACCGGCUGGAGAAGGAGUCCUUCCUGGAGGCGCGCAGCCAGGCGCAGCUGCACCAGCAGCAGCAGGGCGGCGGCAUCGACGACGACGCCUUCUGCUGCGUCUGCCUGGACGACGAGUGCCUCAACAGCAACGUCAUCCUCUUCUGCGACAUCUGCAAUCUCGCCGUGCACCAGGAGUGCUACGGCGUCCCCUACAUCCCCGAGGGUCAGUGGCUGUGCCGCUGCUGCCUGCAGUCGCCCUCGCGCCCCAUCGACUGUGUCCUCUGCCCAAACCGCGGCGGCGCCUUCAAGCAGACCAGCGACGGGCGCUGGGCGCAUGUGGUCUGCGCCAUCUGGAUCCCGGAGGUCUGCUUCGCCAACACCGUCUUCCUGGAGCCCGUGGAGGGCGUGGCAAACAUCCCGCCGGCCCGCUGGAAGCUCACCUGUUACCUGUGUAAGCAGAAGGGGAGGGGGGCGUCCAUCCAGUGCCACAAGGCGAACUGCUACACCGCCUUCCACGUCACCUGUGCCCAGCGUGCGGGGCUCUUCAUGAAGAUCGACCCCGUCAGAGAGACCACGGUCAAUGGCACCACGUUCACGGUCAAGAAGACGGCGUUCUGCGAGGCGCACUCGCCGCCCGCGCCCGAGGGACAGACGUCGGACGACGAGGAGUCGGGGAGGGUGCUGGGUAACCGGGCGAAGCGAGGGUGCAGCGCCUACACACAGUCGCCACACCUGAAGCAGAAGAAAGGGGGGAGGAAGGGGAGAAGGCAGGAGGAAGAGGAGGAGGAGAAGAACAAUAAGAAGAAGAAAGGGAAAAAGAAUCAGGAGGUGGCAUCGAAGAAGGUGGCUACUCCGCUAGUCACUGUGCCACAAAUACCCAUCCAAAGGUUGAACAAAGUAUGCAAAGGAAUCAUCAUUCAGAGGAAGAACCAGUUCCUGCAGAGGCUCCACAACUAUUGGUUACUGAAGCGCCAGGCACGCAACGGGGUGCCUCUGAUUCGUCGACUGCACUCCAACCUGCAGGCCCAGAGGAAUUCAGAAUUGAAGGAGCCAGAUGAGAAGGUGAGCGCUGUGCGGGAGGAGAGGAUGUUCUGGCAGAAGCUCCGUCACGACCUGGAGAGGGCCAGGCUUCUGGUGGAACUCAUACGCAAGAGGGAGAAGCUAAAGAGGGAACAGCUGAAGGCCCAGCAGGCAGCUAUGGAGAUGCAGCUGACCCCCUCCCUCAUGCUGCUGCGCUCUACUCUGGACCAGCUGCAGAAGAAGGACACCGCCGGCAUCUUCACAGAGCCCGUCAACCUCAAGGAGGUGCCAGACUACCUGGAGUUCAUCAGCACGCCCAUGGACUUCUCCACCAUGGAGACCAAGCUGGAGGCCCACCGCUACCACACCAUCCCCGACCUGGAGGCCGACUUCAACCUCAUGAUCUCCAACUGCCUGACCUACAACGCCAAGGACACCGUCUUCCACCGGGCCGCAGUACGCCUCCGGGACCUGGGGGGCGCCAUACUGAGGCAGGCGCAGAGGCAGGCCCAGAACGCCGGCCUGGACCCCGACACAGGCAUGCACCUGCUGGAGUCGCCCCAGAAGACAGACUUCUACCGCUGCACCUACGAGGACGUGGACUCUCUGCUGGAGCCGGAGAACCGCGUCCACAUGUCAGCAGAGGAGCAGCUGCGAGAGCUGCUGGAGAAGCUGGACAUGGUGACGUCCAUGCGUUGCAGCGGGGCACGCACCCGCCGCAUCCGCCUGCUGCGGAGAGAGAUCCACAACGUACGCUUCCAGCGCCACACGCACAACGGAGAGGUGAAGGAGGAAGACGACGAGGAGGAGGAUGAAGAGGAGCUGGAGGAGGACGAGGAGAAGGAGAAGGAGGGACAUCAGGCGGGAUCCGAUAAAGAGGAUCUCAAGUCGACGCCCCCUCCCAUCCUGGAGCCGUCGGGAUUGGCCCCCUCCCCUCUGCGGGAUGAUGCCCCCCAGGACCCGCCCACCCUGCGGCCCAUGACCACGCCCACCACCGCGGAACCUCGGACCCCGAGCCGUUCAUGCAAGCGCCUGAAGCUGAGCAGCGAGAGCUCAGACACGCCUGUCACGUCGUCGCCCCCCACCCUGCCUCCAACCCUCACCAAGAACUGCACCAAAGAGGAGGAGCCUCUCCCUCCCCCAGCACCUGCCCCUCAGCUCCCUCCGGCCCCCAAAACACCCCCGCCGCCACAGAUCGCCAGCCCCGGAUUGGUUAACGGUGUCUCGUCGCCUGAGACGCCUACACCGCCAAGGAUGACCAUGGGCGUGGGCAGACGGACUUCUGUUCUCUUCAAAAAGGCCAAAAACGGAGCCAAGCUGCAGAAGGAGAAGGAGAAGGAGAAAGAGAAAGAGGAGAAAGACAAGGAGGAGAAGGAGAAAGACAAUCAACUGCUGAACGGAGGUGUGGACUCAGCCACCAAGCCCCCGAAUUGCCUUCCAAGCCCUGCUGCUGUCACCCCCACGCCUGUCCCAGACCCGGCACCCCCUGUCCUGGAACAGGCCGAGACCGAGCCCCAGCGUCCCCCCACACCCCCUCCCCCGUCCCUGAAGAGACAGACGCGGAGCAGCAGUCCCCAACGCCAUCGAGAUCCAGAGACCUCACCUCACCGCACAACUGAGGCAGGUCUCACAAAUGGUUUCAAAAAGCACAAAGAUGGCGACGGGUCAGAUUCUGAAUCAAGCUCGUCUCCAACGAUACCAAGAGAACUAGCGUCGCCACCCAAGAAGAGUCGAGGGAAGCCUGCCCUGUCCAAAGUGCCCUUCCUGGAGACGGUCAACGGGGACGCAGACUACACUGGAUCAGGUGGUGAUGUGUUGGCCACUGAAAACGAUGGUGAACUUGAGCCUCUGGACUUGGUGUGGGCAAAGUGUCGAGGCUACCCCUCUUACCCUGCACUGAUCAUUGACCCCGACAUGCCCCAGGAGGGCAUGCUGUAUAACGGGGUGCCCAUCCCCGUGCCCCCCAUGCAGGUGCUGAACCUGGGGGAGACGCGGCAGGAGGAGGCCGGGGAGCGGCUCUACCUGGUGCUCUUCUUCGACAACAAGAGGACAUGGCAGUGGUUGCCGCGUGACAAGCUGACGGCGCUGGGCGUGGACGACACGGCGGACAAGUUGCGCAUGAUGGAGGGCCGCAAGACCAGCAUCAGGAAGUCCGUCCAGAUGGCCUACGACCGCGCCAUGAUGCACCAGAGCCGCGUCUGCGGAGAUCACGGCUUCGUCGCCUCCAAUUACCUAUAGUACAACUCACUCUAGGGCUUCUAGAAGGCUCAGGACGUUCGGAAACCUUCUAAGAGUUCUAGAAUGCCCUCGGAAGCACAGCACAAUGGAGCAGAACACAAUGCAGCACAGCACAGUAGAGUGAAGCAGAGCGUAGUGCUUCUACUUCCCACAGACAAACCGUUAGCCAUAGCUGCUGCCAUGGGUCCCAGCUCCCAGUGUUUCAAACAAACAAUCUAUCAAGAAAGAUGAGAAUGAUGUUGCCAACAUGCCUUUACUGCAUCCCUCCGUUUUUCUUUUUCUUCUCUUUUUUUCCCGUAUGGAUUGAAUUGAAUGGAUUCUUAUGUGGUCAUGAGGGACUGUCCACUCAGCCAAAGUCAUGGUGGUUGGAUUGAAAUAAUAGGGGAUGCUGGUGUUUUUUUAUGGACGGUUGCGUCUUGCUUUUAUUUUAUUUGACAUUUUUCUUCGAGCAUUCAUUCACGUCUGUGGGGUGCACGAUGAUCAGGUCUGAAAUGAAAUGUGGAGCAGUAGCCGUUUGUUGUUUUGUUGGUCCUAGAUGGCCCCCGUUUUUUUAAAGAAAAGUUUGGACAAUGAGAAUCGCCUGAACAUCGAAAGGAUCACUGCCAUUUUCUUAUUCUAGCUUUUUACUUUUUGACGUUUCACUAAAAAAGAGAAACCACUUUGUAUAUUGUAAAGACACUCAUGUAAAUACGUCUGUUUGUACCAUAUCAGAUCUAAUUUAAUUUUUGCGCUCGUUUUUUGCAAAUCAAAUUCAGUCAUCUGAAGGUAUGAAGAAGUCAAGAGAUAUUGUACAUAUGUGUAAAGAAUCUUAAUUAACUGAUUUGCUACAAAGUGUAUUUUAGCUUGUCUGUCAGUUUGUGUGUGCAUAUGCACAUUUCUACAUGUACACCUGGUAUGUGUAUCUGCACCAGCGCGCACACAAGUCUAUGGGCGAAAUAUCUAUUCUCUCUCUUUUCCUUUUUUGAUACACAGAAAUGUAAUUUAUUUAUGGACCGUUUAAAAAAAAGAGAAAUAGAGAAAUGAAAUUAUAUAUUGGUUUUUUGAAAGAUUUGAAAUAAAAAUUGUUAUUUAAGAUAAACUAUUGAAUAGGGUUAUAAAGACAUACCAACCAAGGUGAGAGGUUGUGAGGUAGUGAUGCUAAGAUUUUUUUUAAAAGAGUAAUAUGGUAGGGUCUCCAAUUGUGUGUUUUCCCCCCACAUCCAUUAUAAAGUCUACCCCCAGAAACAUAGAGAUAUGUAUUUAUUGUAGAAAGAGUUCUUGUUCCUGUUUCUACAGUGAAGCUUCGGAGCAAUUUUAUGCUUGUACAAACAGCAGAUUUUACCUACUUGCCAAAUAACCGGUCAAACAGUAUUUUCUCAUGUUGAGGGAAAUAAAUGUUAUAUUGAAACUA
Molecule: messenger RNA, 6558 nt
Organism: Engraulis encrasicolus (European anchovy)
Lineage: Eukaryota; Metazoa; Chordata; Actinopteri; Clupeiformes; Engraulidae
Gene: brpf3b
Product: bromodomain and PHD finger containing, 3b
Exons: 14
Coding region: 1119-5168 (1349 amino acids)
Biological process (GO): regulation of transcription by RNA polymerase II
Cellular component (GO): MOZ/MORF histone acetyltransferase complex
Molecular function (GO): protein binding
Source: RefSeq, a predicted model, not a curated record